AUGGCCACCAAGAUCAACACCCCUCGUGACCCUAACACUCUUGCAAACUAUAACUAUUGGCGCACAGUUCAUACCUUCACCAAGUUUGAGAUCGUGUUUGACCAGCAGAAGCUACAAGGCAGUGUCAUCCACAGCAUUAAAUCAAUCACGGGUGGCGAAACUGACGAGAUUCUACUUGAUUCAAGCCAUGUACAAAUCCACAACGUCAAAGCUGAUGGCAAAGCAGUCAAAUGGGAAUUCCUCCCUCGAGCAGAACCAUAUGGUAGUCCGUUGAAAAUUCAACUCAACCGAAAAGUCGGACUGGACGAGAGAGUCAACAUUGAAAUCGAUCUGGAAACAACUCCCUCCUGUACUGCUCUACAAUGGCUGACACCAGCUCAGACUUCGAACAAGAAACACCCAUACAUGUUUUCCCAAUGUGAAGCCAUUCACGCCCGAUCCAUUUUCCCCUGUCAAGACACACCAGAUGUCAAAGCAACAUUCGACUUUGAAAUCAGAUCCCCCCUCCCCGUCAUCGCGUCUGGUGUUGGCGCCAAAGACAACCCAACCUCGCCUUCGUCAGACGGUUCAGCACAACUGUUCAAAUUCCAUCAAGGAGUCCCCAUUCCCUCGUAUCUCUUCGCCCUUGCCAGCGGCGACAUCGCCACCGCCAAAAUCGGCCCUCGAAGCAUCGUCGCCACUGGGCCCGAAGAACUUCACGACUGCCAAUGGGAACUCGAAAAAGACACGGAGAAAUUUCUGAAAGCCGCAGAAUCCCUCGUCUUUCCCUACGUAUGGGGCGAAUAUGACGUGCUUGUCCUCCCUCCCUCCUUCCCCUAUGGCGGCAUGGAAAACCCGAUCUACACCUUCGCCACGCCGACCAUGAUCUCCGGCGACCGGCAAAACGUCGACGUGAUCGCACAUGAACUCUCGCAUUCCUGGUCCGGCAACCUCGUCACUAAUGCCUCCUGGGAACACUUCUGGCUCAAUGAAGGCUGGACCACAUACCUCGAACGGCGCAUCCAAUCCAUCGUGCAUGGCGGCGAUCGAUGGCGCGAUUUCUCCGCCAUCAUCGGCUGGAAAGCCAUGUCGGACUCGAUCGAGCAAUACGGGCCCGACCACGAAUUUACCAAACUCGUUAUCGACCUCAAAGGCAAAGAUCCCGACGACGCAUUCUCCAGCAUCCCGUACGAAAAGGGGUUUAAUUUCCUCUAUUACAUCGAGAAACUCAUUUCCAAAGAAGAAUUCGACAAGUUCAUCCCCCAUUACUUCGAGACAUGGCGUGGAAAAUCCCUCGAUAGCUACGAAUUCAAAGCGACUCUUCUGAAUUUCUUCAAGGACGACGACAAAGUUUCAACCAAGUUGGCCGAAAUUGACUGGGACACGUGGUUCUACAAGCCUGGACACCCGCCCAAGCCAGACUUUGACACCAGCCUGGUCGACGUCGCGUACAAACUCGCUGAACAAUGGGAGAAAUUCACGCGAAAUCCAAAUCCGGACUUUGGGCCUUCCAAAUUCGACGUGGAUGGCUGGACCGCGAAUCAACUGGUCGUAUUUCUCGAGUGUUUGCUCGCGUUCGAGAGACCCCUCCCCGUCCCGCAUGUGAAUUACAUGGGUUUUAUUUAUGACCUGAAAGAAACGCGGAACGUCGAAGUCUCGUCGCGCUACUACCAGGUCGCGAUGCAGAGUGGGGACUUCUCCAUCAAGGGCUUCGUGACCAAGUUGCUAGGCGAGGUGGGGAGGAUGAAGUUCGUACGGCCACUGUUUAGGGGGUUGAUGAAACUUGACUAUGAACUGGCUGUGCAGACGUUUGAGAAGAAUAAAGACUUUUAUCAUCCGAUUUGUCGGGCUUUGGUGGCAAAGGAUUUGUUUGGAACGAAGUAA
Rhinocladiella mackenziei CBS 650.93 is the source of this 1863-nucleotide messenger RNA. Its product is annotated as leukotriene A-4 hydrolase/aminopeptidase. Bases 1 to 1863 code for a protein of 620 amino acids. Gene Ontology annotation, cellular component: cytosol. The transcript has a single exon. NCBI's taxonomy places the organism in Eukaryota, Fungi, Ascomycota, Eurotiomycetes, Chaetothyriales, Herpotrichiellaceae. The record is from RefSeq and is a predicted model, not a curated record. Gene Ontology annotation, biological process: proteolysis. Gene Ontology annotation, molecular function: epoxide hydrolase activity; zinc ion binding; metallopeptidase activity.